Phaethon lepturus (White-tailed tropicbird) is the source of this 2394-nucleotide messenger RNA. RefSeq names its product ral guanine nucleotide dissociation stimulator (gene RALGDS). The annotation marks the transcript as partial. Gene Ontology annotation, cellular component: plasma membrane. Gene Ontology annotation, molecular function: guanyl-nucleotide exchange factor activity. The transcript has 18 exons. The record is from RefSeq and is a predicted model, not a curated record. Lineage: Eukaryota; Metazoa; Chordata; Aves; Phaethontiformes; Phaethontidae. Gene Ontology annotation, biological process: Ras protein signal transduction; positive regulation of GTPase activity.
GCCGGGGAGAGCAGCCCCGUGGUGCUGCACAGCUUCACCCAGCUCGACCCCGACCUGCCGCCCUUGGAGAGCUCCACACAGGAGAUCGGAGAAGAGCUGGAGGAUGGCGUGAUCUACAGCAUAUCGCUCCGGAAAGUGCAGCUCCAUCACACGGCCAACAAAGGGCAGCGAUGGCUGGGGUUUGAGAAUGAGUCGGCCUUAAACCUCUACGAGACCUGUAAGGUGCGGACGAUAAAAGCUGGGACCUUGGAGAAGCUGGUGGAGUACCUGGUCUCAGCCUUCAAGGGCAAUGACUCCACCUACGUCACCAUCUUCCUGUGCACUUACCGGGCCUUCGCCACCACCAAGCAAGUGCUGGACCUGCUGCUUAACAGGUACGGCAAACUCUAUGUGCAGGCGAACGGGGACCAUGCCAGGCACGCUGUGGACGAGAGGAUGGAGCUCAAGAACACCAUCUCCUCCAUCCUGGGUGCCUGGUUGGACCAGUACUCAGAGGACUUCCGCAAGCCCCCAGACUUCACCUGCCUCAAGCAGCUCAUCUCCUACGUGCGCCACAACAUCCCUGGCUCCGACCUGGAGCGCCGAGCCCGCAUCCUGCUGGCCCAGUUCCAGCAGCAAGAGCAGAGCGAGUCCGAGGCAGAAGCAGUGGACCACAGCAGCUGCACCUUCCAGCUGGUGGAGGAGAACGGGGUCGGGGACGGGAAGCCGGAUUUCCUCUCCUUCUCCCCAGAGAUGGUGGCAGAACAGUUCACGCUGAUGGAUGCUGAGCUGUUUAAGAAAGUGGUGCCUUACCACUGCCUGGGCUGCAUCUGGUCCCAGCGAGACAAGAAGGGCAAAGAGCACCUGGCACCCACCAUCCGUGCCACGGUCUCGCAGUUCAAUAGCGUGGCCAACUGUGUCAUUGCCACGUGUCUCGGAGACCGGUCCCUGAAGCCACAGCAGAGAGCUAAAGUGGUGGAGCGGUGGAUCGAAGUGGCUCGGGAGUGCCGCAUCCUGAAGAACUUCUCCUCCCUCCGAGCCAUCCUCUCGGCUCUGCAGUGCAACGCUGUUCACCGGCUGAAGAAGACCUGGGACGAGGUCCUUCGGGAGAGCUUCCGCACUUUCCAUGAACUCUCAGAGAUCUUCUCCGACGAGAACAACCACUCGCUGAGCCGGGAGCUUCUCAUCAAGGAGGGCACGUCCAAAUUUGCCACCUUGGAGAUCAAUCCCAAGAGGGCUCAGAAGCGGCAGCAGCAGCAGCGAGAGAUGGGCGUGAUGCAGGGCACCAUCCCCUACCUUGGCACCUUCCUUACGGACCUGGUCAUGCUUGACACCGCCAUGAAGGAUUUCCUGGAUGGCGGACUGAUCAACUUUGAGAAGAGAAGGAAGGAGUUUGAAGUCAUCGCCCAGAUCAAGCUGCUUCAGUCGGCCUGCAACAACUACAGCUUCACACAGGAGGACCAGUUUGUGGACUGGUUCCACAGCCUGGAGCGGCUCAGCGAGGCCGAGAGCUACGGGCUAUCAUGCGAGAUCGAGCCACUGUCGGAGUCAGCCAGCAACACAUUGAAGGCGAAGAAAAACACGGGCAUCAUCAAGCGAUGGAGCGAGNNCCAGCCACCAGGCGCGUAGCCUUGGGCCGGCGGCAGCUCCCACUCAAAAUCCUUCGACCAGCUCAAGUGCGGGCAAUACCUGUGCAGUGGGGACGCCACCGACUCUGUGAGCGUCACCUCCGCCGGCUCCAGCAGCUCUGACGUGGAGGAGAUCAACAUCAGCUUCAUCCCCGAGUCCCCUGACUGCCAGGAGAAGAAGGUAUGGAGCAGCUGGUGGGAAGCUAAAACCACUGUGUCCUCCGCAUCCCCUCUCCUCCCUGCCCUCCAGUUCUGGGAAUCCACCUCCCUCUCCUCCCUGGAUACGUCGGGCAUUGGCUCGGGCUCCAGCAGUGCCUCGUCCUCUUCCGUCUCAUCCACGCCGGUGACGGCCUCCCGCACCCACAAGCGCUCCGUCUCCGGCAUCUCCAGCUACUCCUCCCUCUCGCUGCCCCUCUACAACCAGCAGGUCGAUGACUGCUGUAUCAUCCGCGUCAGCCUGGCUGUGGACAACGGCAACAUGUACAAGAGCAUCCUGGUGACAAGCCAGGAUAAGACCCCGGUCGUUAUUCGCAAGGCCAUGGCCAAACACAACUUGGACGGGGACCGGCCUGAAGACUAUGAGCUCGUUCAGAUCAUCUCGGAGGAGAGAGAGCUGAAGAUCCCUGACAAUGCCAAUGUCUUCUACGCCAUGAACUCUGCCGCCAACUAUGACUUCGUGCUCAAGAAGCGGGGCUUCUCCAAGGGGGUGAAGAUCAAGCACGGCUCCAGCUCCACCCUGCCCAGGAUGAAGCAGAAAGGCCUGAAGAUCGCCAAAGGCAUCUUCUAG